Molecule: messenger RNA, 4105 nt
Organism: Magallana angulata
Lineage: Eukaryota; Metazoa; Mollusca; Bivalvia; Ostreida; Ostreidae
Product: VWFA and cache domain-containing protein 1-like
Exons: 24
Coding region: 132-3458 (1108 amino acids)
Cellular component (GO): voltage-gated calcium channel complex
Molecular function (GO): voltage-gated calcium channel activity
Source: RefSeq, a predicted model, not a curated record
AUUUGUAAGGUAAAGUAUACACUCACGAAACAUCAAUUGACGGAAUCGUUACCCUAGAUAGAAGAAGGAAAAAUAUAAUGUAGAUCGCCGAGCUCUUGAGUAUAGAGAUAGUUUAUGUAUCAGGCUUUACGAUGAGAGGUCGAUUCGUGUUGCUGUAUUUGUUUGCGCUAAAUCUAGCGGUUCUACAGAAUGCCCAGGAAUUCAACGGUGACACUCUUUCCAGUGAGUUGAAUAAACUGGCAGACUCCAUCGGUUGGUCAUUCCUUCAGGGCGAGUACAACAAGCUUGGGUACAAAGAAACAAAGAUUGAUGGAGAAAAGCAAGUUGAUGAAAUUGCAGGUAAAAUAGGCAGGCGAAUGAUUGAAGUAGACAAUGCCUUAAAGAAGCUAAAGGAAGCUGUAGAGGAGGACCAGCUGUCGUCUGCUGAUGUCCCCCAGGACUGUUGUGUGGACGGAGAUUACCAGGAAAGCAUCCGCUUCAGAACUCAAGUAUCCGAACAUCAUUUCUGCUACAGCAAGCCGGACUACGCAGAGCAAAAAUAUCCCCGAUUUCCAUCUAAUAAUGUUCUAUCGGCCAUGAAAUUAAAUCUCGAUGUAAAGCAUCUACAAUUUCAGUACAUUGCAAAUGGUUCUGGUCUUUUUAUCAAUUACCCAGCAACAAAGCUGACGGAUUGUGACACGUAUGAUCCUAGAUUCAGACCCUUCUAUGUGUCCACCACAACUGCCGUUCCUCGGGACGUCGUUGUAGCUUUAGACAUCUCUAAUUCCAUGAGAGGAGAAAAACUCAAUGAAGCUAGACGGGCCGUUCUAACAGUUAUGGAAACACUGAGCGUCAAGGAUAAUUUUGGAGUGGUUGUUUUCAAUGACGAAGCUAAAACCUUGGACGGAUGCUAUGAAAAUCAACUUGUUCCUGCUACCAGCACCACUAAAAAGAAAUUCAAAGAUUUUCUGUCAUCACAAAGUGGAGACGGUGGUGCAGACUUUGACGCUGCACUGCGUAAAGCGUUUAUGUAUUUCAAAGCAAACUCAAGUGUGGAGAGAAACAGUCGAGAUCAGAUUCUAUUGUUUUUGACUGGCGGGGAAAAUAUAAAAGGAAGCCCCCUGGAAACUAUACGAGAUGAAAACGAGGCGCUACAAAACCGGGUCGUUAUCCACACGUUUGGCAUUGGUACAGAAAUGGGUAUUGCUGAAAGGGAACUGUUAAAAAAUAUGGCUGAACAGAAAAUGAACAAUAACUCUUAUGGAUAUGUGAAGAUCGGGAAACCAGUUUUUCCUGAGAACCUGAAAUCUCUCCGUGAGGCAAUGGGAACCUACUAUGAUUAUUUCAGCGUACCCAUUUCAACGCAUCCCACCUAUACACAGCCUUACAAAGAUUUUUUCACCAACGAAAAAAUCAUCACGGGUUGUCUGCCUUUUGCAAUUAACAAUGCUUUUUCUGGAGUUGUGUGCGCGGAUAUCUUACUAAGCGAACUGGUUGCAGAGAUUUUAUAUAUCAAACAAGAGGAGUUGUCUUAUGCAUUUAUCAUUGAUGGCGAUGAACGAACAAUAGUUCACCCCCUUCUCCCUGACCCUCGUGACGUCAAAGCAACGGACCAGGACAUCAACAACAUCUACAAUUUUGAAACUUCUGGUGAUGUGUUCCAAAUCAUCGACUCCAUGAAAAAAAGUUCAAAAGGUCAGAAAAACUUAGUAACAUCAAUCAUAGAAGGCAGAGGUGAAAAAUACUUGGACGGCAGCACCAAAAUAACUCUUAAAGCUGUUUACUAUUGGACCCCGAUUGUUGCUCCAGGAAGCAAUCUUUCUCUGUGCAUUGUGGUGGAACAAAACAACACCGUGGCGGAUAUAGAUUUUACACCUCAGCCCUCGUCUGGAGACUUCCUCUAUCAUCGAUGGGAUUUGAACCAGUGGCCGGCUCCAUUCUGCAGACACUUUAAUAGAUAUGCAACUCAAGCAAAAUGUACGGUAAAGCUAACACCAGACGCUUUCACUGAGGCGUAUUCAUACACUGGAGUCAAGGAAACAGAAGUCAGAGUAAAACAGUAUAAGGACUACUUGUCUGGAGAUAUUUUCACGAACCCAGGACUAAAAGCAUCAGCAGUGAAAUCCAUACGGUUAACUUACCCAAUAGAAAAAUUCUGGACGACGAUUUCAAGGAAAGAGGCUCCGUAUCUUGUGUGGCGUUACGUUGCGACUCAAAACGGCGUGAUGAGAAAUUACCCAGGGAUACGACUAACGGAUGACUACGAUUACAAGCUUAGACCGUGGUAUCAUCGAACAGUUGCACAGAAGUUACUUAAUGUUGUGUCGGCCCCGUAUGAAGACGCUUGGGGUGCGGGGAAGGUUAUUUCUCUAACAAAGACAGUAUUUACAAGAGGUGCAACACAUGAAAGGAAGAUUGAAGCAAUUUUAGGUACCGACCUUUCAAUAUAUUAUUUCAAUCAACUGCUUGAAGAUAAAUAUCCCAUUUGUGCAAACAAGACUAGCUACAAUUGUAUUGUGAUAGACAACAGUGGGUUCCUUGUUAUGCACCCACAUUUUAUAGAAACAAAAUCCUUAAAGGGGCAGGUUCACAUAGCCUAUCUGGAGGGAAGGAUUUCUCGUUCUCUAAUAAAGAAAGGAAUAAUGUACAGACAACCGUGUAGAGACACGGGAAACAAAAAGGACCAAUUCACUUACAGGGUAAAAUUAGGAGGGACUGAGUUGAAUGGGAUAGUUGAUUCAGAAGAAGGAUACCAACUUCGUCCUGUGUCUGGCUCCAAUGUGUUCCUAAUACUAAAACAAAAACACAAAAACGAUGAAGACAAAUGCUGUCAUGUAGAGUAUUUUAGAGAUCCAAGCUCAGUACAGUGUGGCGCUGGACAAUGUACCUGCCUCUGUUAUACGGAUCUAUCGUUCAACGAAUGUAAAAAUCAAUAUGCAAUAAUGGGUGGUUUUGUCCCCUGUAACUCCCAGUUACCAACUUUGAGGUCAGUUAGUACACCUGAGGAGGACUUGGUCUCAAAUCUACCAACGUGCUUUCCUACCAACUGUGCAUGUCGAAAAACGGAAAGAGAGUGUUUCCGUACAUCAGGCUGCUCCUGGUGUACCAGUGAUACACAUGGGAACCUUGUCGACGGAUUCUGUGACCUGAAGGAGUUAUGUCCCUACCAACAGUGUCUAAAGGAUGAGUGCAGUGGAAAAUGUUGUGGAUCUGAGUGCAAUAGCCCUUCACCCCCACCCGAACCAGGGUUUUAUAUUGGGGUAUCUGUAGGUGCAGGGCUUUUUGUCAUAGUUCUGAUCAUCGUCGUAGUUCUCAUCAUACGAAAACAACGAAAUAGAGGAACAGAUGACACAUACCUUGACCCAACUUUCGACAACCAAAUAUGUAAAGACAAGGAGGACUACAACACCAUGCCAAAUUACUAUGUUGCAGAUUUGAGUGCUCAUUCAGAAGAGAGUAUUAACACUAACACAAGCUAGUAUUUAGAAAAGACUUGGGUUUUAAAUUCUUUAAAAUAUUCAGUUUGCUUUCAAUGCCACAAAUCAAAGGAAUCCGUUGUGCAAUAGCAUUAUAUUUCAAUUAUGUUUGGCUUCAACUUCAUAAGAAUGUCUUAGUUACUGGACUUUUUGGGGUGAUCUUCAAAUAAGGGGCAACCCCACCCCCAUCCAAGUUGAUAUUACGUAUUGAAAAUUGAUAAAACGUGAUUAAGAUGGUCGUACAUGCAGACGAGAACUUCAGGAAACCAAUUACAGAAAAUUUUUUCACCAUGCUACAAAAGUAUGUUAUACGCUUUUGGAUGGAAAAAUAAUACUCAGGUCCCUUAAUGUUUAUCGUUUAAAAUGAUUUAAAAUAAAAAUAUAGCCUCUGUGUAUUGAAGACAACAUACUGCGAUAUUUCUUCGGAAAUGUGGAUUUUUAAUUAAAUGACAAGCAUGUGUCUUGAUUUUUUGUGUUUUUCCUACCUUUUACACAGGUAUAUGCAAACAUCAACAUUGCAUGCUCUACUUUUAUAACAGUUUCCUGUAAUGAUAGAUAUAUUUAUGUAGAAAUCUAUAUUUAACUUCCAUUAAUGUGUUUUUGUUUACAUUCCCUUGUUUAUAGUUAAUUUUGCAAUAUAAAAGUACAUA